This is a messenger RNA of Acaromyces ingoldii, 856 nucleotides long. RefSeq names its product ctr copper transporter. The record is from RefSeq and is a predicted model, not a curated record. The transcript is spliced from 2 exons. Bases 46 to 654 code for a protein of 202 amino acids. NCBI's taxonomy places the organism in Eukaryota, Fungi, Basidiomycota, Exobasidiomycetes, Exobasidiales, Cryptobasidiaceae. Gene Ontology annotation, molecular function: copper ion transmembrane transporter activity. Gene Ontology annotation, cellular component: membrane. Gene Ontology annotation, biological process: copper ion transmembrane transport.
CAUUUGGCGUCCUACCACAAGAGCAAAGAGCUACUCACCAACACGAUGGAUCACGUUUCGAGCAUGGAUAUGGGCGGCGGCAGCUGCAAGAUUUCGAUGCUGUGGAACUGGUACACGAUCGAUGCGUGCUUCCUCUCGUCGAGCUGGCACAUCGAGAACCGCGGCAUGUUUGCGGCCUCGUGCAUCGGCGUUGCUUUCCUCGUCGUCGUCCUCGAGCUGUCGCGCCGCCUGGCCCGCGAGUUUGACCUGCACAUCGCUCGGCAGUGGCGUGCGCGCGCCGCAAGCCAGGCCCUCAUCCUCUCGCGCUCAAUGCCAGGCAGUAGCGGCGACGAUGACGGCGAGUCCCUGACGGCGACGACGACGCUCACGUUCCGCUACUCGCCGCUCCAGCAGCUCGUCCGCGCGCUGCUGCACGCCACCACCUUCGGGCUCGCUUACAUCAUCAUGCUCCUCGCCAUGUACUUUAACGGCUUCAUCAUCAUCUCCAUCAUCAUCGGCGCCGGCCUGGGCAAGUUCCUGUGCGAUUGGGAGCCCACGAGGAUCGUCGUAGGGCCUGGACACGGCGACACCGCGACGGCGACGGCGACGGCAACAGGACCGCUAGGGCAGUCCAAGUCGCCGGGCAUCGACGAGCCCACCGUCUGUUGCGGCUGACCGUGUAUCUUUCCCCUCAUACCGAAAUAUAUGCCCUACAGAGCCACUUCACCAGUUCCAGUUCCGGCUACAUGCCCACCGCACAGACCAGACUGAAUCGGAAAAGACAGAGAGAGCCGUGUCAUUAGAACAUGUCAUUGCGUGUUGUAUAGAGUGGUACUGUUCGUCUCUCAGGCCAUGCGGCCUGCCUCGUCGCUGCCCG